Ruditapes philippinarum (Manila clam) is the source of this 1338-nucleotide messenger RNA. Its product is annotated as IgGFc-binding protein-like. Lineage: Eukaryota; Metazoa; Mollusca; Bivalvia; Venerida; Veneridae. The coding region runs from base 10 to 1338 and encodes 442 amino acids. The record is from RefSeq and is a predicted model, not a curated record. The transcript is spliced from 3 exons.
CAGGCCAAUAUGAGGUGUUUGUUUCUGAUUGGUUUCCUGCUGCUCGGGGGCGGAGUUAAUGCAGCCCUUAAUAACAUGGGGAAGGAGUUUAUGCUCUGUUUCAUGGACAACCAAAUAUAUUCUGGCGGCUCAUCAUUUGACAUCGAAGUUUUUAUGACUACAACAUCAAAUGUAGAUGCACAGGUCAAUGUAACCACGCCAUUAUUUGACGCCACCUGGUUGCAACAACUUACUGUUAGUCGGGGUACCAUAACUCCACUGAAUAUUCCUGCUACUAUCCGUGGUGAGGGGACAAGCAUUGCUGGCUUAGGAGUACACUUUAUUUCAACAGAGGACAUAACCGUUUAUGCUGUAAAUAAAGAAAAGUUUUCUACCGACGGCUUUGUAGCAUACCCCGUCGAUGCAAUAGGCAAUGAUUACGUGGCCGUUUCUUCUGUUGAUACUCCUGAAAUUAUGGUAGCUGCUGUUACCGACGGGACAGAUGUGUCAUUUCAAAUAUCAAACAGUUAUGCAGAUUCGUUUUCAUACCAAGGGGUAACUUAUGCAGCUGGCGACACAUUGACAGUAACAAUAGAUCGAUUCCAAACAUUCCAUUUAUUCAGUGCUUUAGGUGAUCUAAGCGGUACAAGAAUAACUUCAACAGCUCCCAUCUCGGCAUUCAGUGGAAACUACAAAACAACCGUACUAGAUACAAAUACUGAAAUAACAUCAGAUCAUUUGGUCGAGCAACUGGUCCCAACACAAAGCUGGGGAAAGAAUUUCAUCACUUUCCCAUCACCAGAACGUGUUAUUGGUGACUUCGUACGCAUUUUUGCCUCCGAAGAUAACACGAUCUACACUGUGGACGGUGUUGAUCACACUCUUCAAGCGAACGAAUAUGAUAUCCAUAAUUUUCCUCAAAAUCAAUACACCUGGGUGAAUGCUUCGAAGGGAAUUCAAGUGGCUGUUUACAGUAAAACUAUCGGUAAAUCAUAUACAAACGAUGGAGUAAAUGGUGGAGACCCUGCUAUAUCUAUUUGCGCUCCAGUCGAAUUGUACCACGCGGAUUACACGUGGAGUACAGUAACCACUACAGCUGGCGAUUUUAACAAUUACAUCAUCGUCGUCACCUUGAGAGAUUAUGCUGAUGACCUUGUAUUAGAUAACGCUAAUAUGACUGCUACUUGGGUAGAUGUUCUUGGCAACAGUGAUUACAUCGGUACAUUUGUCAGCGUCAGUCCUGGCUCUCACAAUAUUUACAAUACUGUACCAGCUCAUCCAUUUCUUGGAAUAGCCUAUGGAAAUGCUCAGUAUAAUUCUAUUGCAUAUGCAGCCCGGAACGCGCCUUGCUCCUAUUAA